GUUUUCGUACUUACGAUUUCCAUAUGCCUGUAUCCGAAUUUUCAUCAAUCAUUUACAAAAGUAUCGCAAUUAAUCUAUCUUCUAUGCAAGUUAUUUCGGCUAUUAUUCGUAUUGCAUCUUCCUUGCGGAUUAUUCCCUCCAUUAUUAUUAUUGACUCCAUUUGCUUGGUAAAUUCAAUUGAAAUCUCCUGAGUUCUGUCUCUGGCGGAGCUCUGUCGAGGCAGAAGUUUUCCUACCGUUGCUAUUCAUUCUUCAAGACAUUCCACCGCAUCUUGUGGUACAUUUGUACUGUGGGAAAUGACAGACUUCACGUUGGAUGUCCGCGAUCCUCUCGUCACUAAGCACGUCUCAGUUUCGGGUGGAAGUGAUAGUCUCUACAUUUACUCCAAACUCGUGCCGCAGAGGGGGUUUAACGUCUCCAAAGUGGUUGAUGGAUUCACCACCCUAUGGGUAAAAACUGACACUCCACUGGAGUCUCUUACUAUCUACAGACUAGGAAACCUGCCAGUGGUACUCCUACUGCAGUUAUCCAACUUGGCGCUUCAUUUCGAGUACAAGGACUUUAGCUGGCAUUCCAUCAGCGAGGAGGUCUACCAAAACAAACUGAACCUGGACCUCCACAGGCACAACUUUGGUAACUUUGUCUUUGAUCUCAACAAGAGAGAUUUGAAGGAUGUCAUCAUUCUUUCGCUACAUGAUGACCCAUACCUAACCACUCACUUUAAACCAGAACUUGGCAAAACAUGCACACUCUUGAAGGACGGUUCCCAGGUACUAUGGGAGGCAAAGAAUUCAAAGACUCCGUGGUCUGCUGGCGAUUUUGGUCACCAGGUAAAGAAUGGCGAUGUCAAGGGCAGCCCUCGCUCCGUUGGCGAUAAAUGUUUGGAAUUCUCUACUCACGAUUUAAACGGCGCAUCAAAAUAUUUGCGCCUAACUGCAUUGGAAUCCGGGUCCCUCGUGCAAAACUUUUUCGAAAAGGUCGAAGACCAGUGGGUACCACUCGGUCUGCAUGCCUACUUUGAAAGGAGGGCACCAAAGGAUCCCCAAGUCACCACAAUCGAUGUCUCUUCCAAGGAACACCCUCGAGUGUUCUUUCUUCAAGGAAAACCCCUAGGGCUUGCCUACAAUGUUUACUUUUCCAGCCUUUUGGGAAGAGUCGCAAAAGUUGUUGACGGAGGCCACGUUCUCUGGGAAGCUAAAGGGGAUGAAAAAUGUAUACAUGUAACUCUCACACAUGACGGUAUUCACUCCCACCUGUUAUUCAUGCACCCUUCUGGGUUGACUGAUUUGUAUUUUGAAAAUAAAGAUGGAGAAUGGAAGGCUAUUGAUAGCCUGCCUGACAACCUCAAGGUUCUCCACAACUAA
Theileria equi strain WA is the source of this 1364-nucleotide messenger RNA. RefSeq lists its product as hypothetical. NCBI's taxonomy places the organism in Eukaryota, Apicomplexa, Aconoidasida, Piroplasmida, Theileriidae. The coding region runs from base 297 to 1364 and encodes 355 amino acids. The transcript has a single exon. The record is from RefSeq and is a predicted model, not a curated record.